UGGCCGCGUGGAGAGCAAGAUCUGAGGCAGCGAUGGCAGGCAGGAGGUUUUCGCAGCUGUUUAGCUGCAGCUAACUCGGGUCGGGAAAAUGCGACAGCGACUGCCCACUCGAGGUCGUCAUGGCGACAGCCAGUGAACGUGUUCCUCUCCUCGGGCAGGCCCCCGAGUGUAGAGGAGCUGCUUCGAGAGGCGCAGCUCAAUCUCCAGAGCCUGUUGCAAGAAGAAUAUGAGGAACAGUACUUGGAGGCCAGACUUCUGGGGCAGACCUUCCGCUCUGCUGAUGAGGCCCCUGAGCCCACUCCUAGCCCAAGGCCUCAGGUGGGCAGGCGUCUGGAGUUUGUAUCGAUGCCUACAAAAUGGCAGCUGAGUGAGGAUGAGACCACCACCCAGGGUGUGAGGGCCUCUGAGGCCUCCCUGAGCCUGUUGACCACAGCCGACAAGCAAGCUGCCUGGAAUAGCCCCUCCCCUCUGCCCAUCCUAGAGGAAAAGCGGUGGCUUCAGCCUUGCUCCACGCACUCUGACAUUGUACCCAUCAACAUCUCCGGGCAGCAGUUUGAUAAACAUGCAAGUUUGCGACACUCGUUGUUUAACACAGAGACAGCCGUGAACCCCAAAUCCACCCUGAGGCGGAGGCGGACCAUUAUUGGAUUCUCUAACUUUUCCCAGCGAGACCAAGGUCACAGCAGCAGGCUGGCAGGCGGCGUGGCCCGCGCCACCACCUCGGACAUCAGGCCCAGUCAUUCCGCCCCAGAAGGUGUGCAUGGAAGAAUUGCAGUUGGCCAGGAAGCUCAGUUCCCAAAUCUCACCUCCCCAGUACUAAGGAGUCCUUCUAGUGAGCCGGAAGAACCUCUCCAGGUGUGCAGUGCCACAAACUGCCCUGGCAUGGAGAGCGUGGGAAUGGUGUACAGCAUCCCCAAUUCUUGCAACGGGCCAACAGAAUCGACAUUUUCUGCUUCCUGGAAGGGAGAUACUCUUACCUACAUGACUCCAAGCACCGCCAGCCAGAGCAGUCGAGUCAGCGAACACGGAAUAAAUCCUUCCUCAGGCAAUGCUUGGGUCUCUCUGCACUCGCUGCCCCCUCCGGUUCCUAAGGAGGCCGCUGCCCUCUUGGUCACUCGUGAUAACCCUGCAGGAUGCAGCGGGUCGGCUGCCUACUCCGAGCACCCUUCUCGACGAUGGCAAGCGUCCGAGCGACCCUCCAAGAUGGGCCUUCUCACUAGUGGUACCUUGAGGCUGGAGACGGGCCCACCAGGGGCCAGCAGGUUCCGGGAGCGGUCGCUGUCUGUGCCCACAGACUCGGGCACUGUGGAGGUGGCCUACGAGGAGGAGCAGAAGGCCAGUGAGGCCUGUGCCCUGCCUUGUGCCAGUACGAGUUCUGAGGGCAGUAACAGUGCCGACAACAUCGCCUCCCUCAGCGCCCAGCAGGAGGCCCAGCACAGAAGGCAGAGAUCCAAGAGUAUCUCGCUCAGGAAGGCCAAGAAGAAGCCUUCCCCACCCAUGCGCAGCGUCUCGCUGGUCAAAGAUGAGCUGGCCCUCUUGCCAGAAGGUGGGUCAGGACUGCCCAAGGACCAGAGGCCCAGGAGCCUCUGCCUGUCCUUGGAACACCAAGGACGUCACUCGUCCCACCCCGAUGCUCAGGGUCACCCAGCUGCACCAACUUUCAAAGAUCCGGAAGGUCCACAAUUCUCCCACCACUGGUAUCUCACUGACUGGAAGUCUGGCGACACCUACCAGUCCUUGUCUAGCUCCAGCACUGCCACUGGCACCACAGUCAUUGAGUGCGGCCAAGUUCAGGGCAGCUCAGAGUCUCUCGCCUCCCCUUCCACGUCCAGAGCCACGACACCAUCUCAGCUCUCCAUCGAGGUAGAGGCCAGGGAAGUAUCCUCCCCUGGAAGGCCCACUGGGCUGAUGUCACCCUCCAGUGGCUACUCCAGCCAGUCAGAGACCCCGACGCCCACUGUGUCCCUGUCCUUGACCCUGGGCCACCUGCCACCUCUGAGUGGCGGCGUCCGGGUGCGUCCGGUGGUCCCUGAGAGGAAGUCAUCGCUCCCCCCAACCUCGCCGAUGGAGAAAAUGUCCAAGUCGCGGCUGUCGUUUGACCUGCCGCUCACCUCUUCAACCAACCUGGAUCUGUCUGGGAUGAGCAUCUCCAUUCGAGGCAAAACCAAGGUGAGCCGGCAUCACUCAGAUACCAAUUUUGGGGCCAAGCUGGCCCAGAAAACGAGCCCCAACCAGCCCGUUAUGCCCAUGGUCACUCAGUCGGACCUCCGUUCCGUGCGUCUGAGGUCUGUCAGCAAAUCUGAGCCGGAAGAUGACGUGGAGAGCCCUGACUAUGCUGAGGACCCAGCCGCGGAAGUCUUCACCUUGCCCGAGAGGAAGAUGAAACCUCCCAUAGCCGAGAAGCCCCCCGUGGCCCGAAGGCCUCCGAGCUUGGUCCACAAGCCACCAUCCGUCCCCGAGGAGUGCCCACUCAUCUCGCCAACCUUGGCUAUGACUCCCAAGAGCUCAGCUCAACCCACGCGGCCACUCCCUCCAGACAUCUACACGGUGGUAGUGCGGAAACCAAAGUCCUCCAGCUUCCCCGAGGGCAAAAGCCGCGGGGAGACGCCAACGCCCUCCUCUCUCGCUCUCACACCUUUUGCCAGUUCCUCUGGUGCUUUCUUCUCAGGAACACAGCAACCUCCCCAGGGCAUGAUGGAGGACGGGGGCCCCAAGGCGAGAGCCCUGCCUGAAAGAAUCAGCCUCCAGAGCCAGGAGGAAGUGGAGAGAAAGAAAGGCAAGAUCCCACCUCCCGUUCCCAAAAAGCCCAGCGUGCUGUACCUGCCUCUCACCUCACCCACGGCUCAAAUGGAGGCAUACGGGGCUGAGCUGAGGCUGCCUCUCAGCCCCAUCAUCACCCUGCAGGAAGAGGCCAAGGGUCCCCCCACCAGUGACCACCUGCAGUCCCCUGGUACGAGGACAACUUCACCACUGCUGGCUGAAGGUGAAAGGGAGGCCAGUCCUCUAGGGAGCUCUGUGGAACCGAGCACUGCAGAAAAAAGUGUCAUUAGUGAUAAAACAGCCGAAUGGAUCGCCGAAGAUGACGAUGACGUGUUUGUGGCUUCACGCACAACAGAAGAUUUGUUUACUGUGAUACACAGGUCCAAAAGAAAGCUGCUUGGUUGGAAAGAGCCUGGGGAGACCUUUGCAGGCGGCAGCAGACCAAGCUCCCAUUCACCAGGGAAGAAUCCAGCUGAUUCUCCAGUCAGUGAGUCAGCUGCCUCUGCGGGGUCAAGUGGCAGUGCUAACCUGGAUGCUGGCAGAAACGACGAAUUCAAGGCCUUGCUACAGAAAAAGGGGAGCAAGGCAACCCCAAAGUCCCGGCCCUCAGCAGCCGAACUGCUGAAGACCACUAACCCACUGGCUCGGAGAAUUAUUGCACAAUUUUCAAAAGACUACGAAACCACCGAUAACCCCAGUACCUAAGGCCAGGGUUCAGCAAACAGGGUUUAGUCACUAAACUUGAGUAGACGAAGGGGAAGAGAAAGGGUUUUAGAAAGGAGUCAUGGAAAUAACAAAAGAGCCUACAUGUCCUUUCCAUCCAUUCACCCUCUGGACCGCAGGAGAGAGGCCACUAGACCUAGAGCUAAAAUCAUCAGGCACUUUAAUCACCUUCGGACAUUUUGCAUUUUCACACUUAAUAAUCUCGCCGUUACUGACUACCGAUUUUCUCCUUCUUUCCCCCCAGUGCUGUGCCCUGAGGAGAAAUUCUGAGGCGCAAGAGCACCUGCGCCAUCUUUUCGGUCACUGACCGAGCUGCUCCGUCCCUGACUUCUGUCACUGAGGAGCAGAGUGAGAGGGCCGACCGGCGCUGCCAAAGCUGGGGGUCAUGGGGUGCCGUUGCCGAUGAUUCACUUUUUGGGCAAGGCCUUGCUGGCCCCGUGUGGAGAAGCAGAAAGACUCUGAGGCCUCUUCAACUACAGUCUAGCUCUCUGCACCCCGCCCCCCAGAGAGGUUUGGGGGUGUACACUUAUUUCGGCAUGGGGUUGAUUGGCUGGCUUUUGUCACGCAAAAUAUGAAUGUGACUCUGUCUUGAAAUUCAUGCCUUUUUCAGUUUGAUUGUCUAUGCGGAGAACAGGGUGAUGAGUUUCGAUGAACCUGUAGCCCCUCCCCCCACCCCUUUAGCUAGGAAAAGUCAGGACUGAGUUGCUUUGGGUGAACCAAGUUCAGCCACCAAAAGAGGCAGCCAUGUGUUCUCUCAGAUCCCGCCAAGGCGACUCGCGCAUGCCGACUCGCGCAUGCGCCUUGAGAUUCUUCAAGUGUCUGUCAACAAGGAUAGCUAGGAUCGGUGCCCAGCUCAUGCUGCAUUCUAAGAACCCUCGUUUCAUUUGCAUAUAACCUUCAUUACAGGAAGUAAUUAGCUGAAGGAACAGCGUCAUCAAAGUCUCAAGGAGGAGAGAAAGUAAGUGUAACUUGUCCACCUCCAUUCAGUUUAGACUGUGGUGUGUGGUUGCUUUUGUUCUGGUUAAAGGAAGUCUUACUCUGUUCCAAAACUAAGAAUGUAUGGACUAAAAAGGAUAUAUCCCAAACCUAAAAGGCUGCCUUGCAAGUUGCUGUGGCCCAUAACGCCAAAAAAAAGGGCUAUCUUUUUUUUUUUUUUUUUUUGCCAUUUAUGUUCCACCAUGUGACCAACUUUCAAUUAACUAUGCUGUGGGGGGAGUAGAGGGGUUGGAGGAAAUAGGAUGCUGACAGAGCCCCAGAACAAUCCCUGUGACACCCCCCCCCCAACACACACACAAGCUUAUAGGCACUUGUCAGUUCAAUUUUCUAAACAGGGCAAGGGGAGUGAUUCAUUUGACUUUCAUACGUCUGGUUGCUGGCAGUUUGGGGGAAAAAAACAGACAAUGCAUUAAACAAAAACUGGCUGACCAUUAAUGGAGGGUUAAUUGUCCAUGUUCCCAAGAAGGGAAAAGCAAAGUCAAAUGAGAUUGUAGCCUGGUUCCUGGACCCCUUCCUCCUUCACCACCGCCAUCCGCCCCCCCCCCCCCCACCCGCUCCCACCCUCAAACGGAUUCAUUGGCCAACCUCCUGGAGGAUGCAGAAACUGCCCCAGAGACAAGCAGUUCUUGAUUUCGAUAGGCCGCCUCGCUCACCAAUGAGAAGCAAGCUCUUAGCUCCACUGCCCACACUCUAGCAGACUGAGCAGCUGAAAAUCUACACUGAGAGCUGAGGAGACUUGGGCCUCUCGCUUAGAAGCCUUAGGCCUAGGCCUUUGGUUGGUACAGUUCUGAAUUCUAGACUUCUGGUUACAGGGCAGGCUCACCAACUUCUUCGCAAUCUGCACUUGCCCUUGGUUUAGGCAGAGGCUGCUUAAAAUAAUAAGCAGCGAGUACCCAGUUGCUUUCAAAAGCAUCCCAACUAUUUGGUUUGAAGGUCCUGAUCAAAUUUCAGAGGGGUUGCCUGACAUAAAAUAGACUCAUUCCUGGCCUGAAUUUAUAUACGGAUGCCACACUUGGUCUGCCCCAGCCUCAGAAUUCCAAAAGACGGAAACAUUUUCCUCUGCAGGGAAAUGAAGGGGUGUUUGUGCCUUGGCCUAACAAAAGUGAAAUGCUGCCAGGGCCUUCUCCUUGGGAACCACUUUGAACAGCUGAACUCAAGUCGAAUAUGAGACUCACAUAGUAUAGGAUUUGUUACAUCUGCUGAUUUUUCUGGAAGCUUCUCAUUUGCUGCUUCUAAGUGGGUUUUGCCUCUCCCCUCACCUUGCUAUUCCUGAUGGUUUUCCCAAAAUGUUCUAAAGCUGAAUGCCCAGACACUUUUAUGUUUUACACUGCCUUGAGUCUUGCUUUCCUCUGCAGCAGUCUGUAUACCUGUAUAUGGGAUUCUUAGAACGUCUUCUGCAUCAUUACUAUGGCCCUCAAAUGCCCAGUGGUGUUUUCAUUAGCACAGGAGGAUUUGGGGUAGUGAUGGUGUGGCUAGAGAGAACACCAAGGACUAGAAAUAUUCCUUUAAUAUUUUGCAGCAGGGGACCUAAUCCCAAACAAACCACCAAACUGUAGACUUCAUUAGUCAGUGAGGACCAUAACACCAAACAUCUUUCCUGCUCUUAACAGUCAGCCUGUCUCACGCCCGUGAUUAUCGUAACACCAACUCGCUCUCUCCCACCGAGGCCCAUAGCCCAGUGUUCGCUGCCUUGUACACCUAUUCUGCUAAGACUGGAGAAGACAGGCUGAAAGCCCCUCCAGGCAGGCUUUCAGAGAACCUCUUCCUACCACUGUUACUUGUGUAGAUAAUAACGAUAACAAGUGAAGUGAAGUUGACCCCAGGAGGUCAGCUUCCAAUUCAAGUUGUUUCCAUCCUUCUUGCUUGCUCUGAUUCCAGCCAAUAGCAGCAGGAUGCUCUGCUGACUGACCUCAGUCUAGUCACGAGUAGAGGGAGUCAUCCCCAGGAUUGGUUAGUGGGUAGCUAGGAGUGCUUUGCUCUAGGUGGGCAUUCAUUACAUGUUUGUGGUUCAAAUGUUGAGGGGAGAUAGCAAGCCAUUCUUGGUACAACAGGAAGUCUUCUUGGUGCCUCCUCUCCUUUGCCUGCCUUAUCUCUUGCCUGGGUCCCGCCCCCCCCCCCGGUCCAAACUUGUCCCUCAGUCCCAACUCCCAUGACCGGCAUCCCUAGCCUAUAGUGUACGCUUUGAGGAGGCGGGGCCACAGGCAGCAAAAGAGUUUGCGUUAGCCUUAUGACCAUAAGUCGACCAGUUAGUUGGAAGGCAUUACCUCGAACGUGCAAAGAUGGAGGAGAUUCUACAAGGCUUACAAAUCGCAUUUCACCGGAUAUCCAUCUUAAUUAACUCUCUAGACGACACAGAUCAGCUCGCAAUCCCGCUGUACCUAUCUGUCUGAGCAGAUGUGCCCAUGCACCUGCCCUCUUCCUCACAAACCAUCCCUGAGAAAAGAUGAGUUCGUGGCCAGGGCUCUCUCGUCCUCACCGGGGCAGCCUUCCAUCCUCACCAAGUGUGUCAAUGCAGUAGCAAGCUUUCACUUUAACCGGAUCUGCCAGGGCCAGGACCAGAGUGACGUGAAUAAGGCGCCCACUCUCGGGAGCCGCGCACAUGCCUUACCCUCGUCCCAGCCCUGCACUUUGCACUCUAUAAAUAUCGGUUUAUCUUCUAUCCGUGCACAAGUGUGGUUCCAUCAACGACUCCCUAUCUGCCGUUGUACCAAAUAUUUUAUUACCAUCUCUUUUUCCAUUGCUCUCAACCUUUGUAUGCCUGUAUGUCAAAGAGCCUUCACUAUGAUCAGAAAACAUGGUUGAUUUCCAAGCAACCUGCUCCGAGUGGCAAGCUAGCCCUCAUUUCGGUAGGGAUGCAGACAGGGGCUGCCCUUCAGCAAGACGGUGAAUGAGUUGGAGGCCUGCCACUGGGACGCUCUCUGUCCUCUUUCUGGUCCAUGUUCUCCAGACCCUGGUUCCCAGCACCAACUCUCCUGAGUGCCUCCUCGUUUGUUCUCCUCACUCAGAAAACCAUGCUCUCAGGAAAGGGAUGAAGUCCUUUACGAUGACAUUGUAAGGCUUAAUGCUACCUUUAUUGAGGGUCACUUGCAUUGUAACAGGGGAAAAGCCUUAAGCCAAAGGAAUUGAAAUUCUACUUGUAGAAUGUUAGGCACCAAUUAGUUGCCAAAGUGUAUUUUUCACCACGGAAAUGCCGAAUUCCCUGACAGCUAACUCCAGAAUACAGAAAAUACCUUAGUCUCCUGGAAUUAUUUCAUUACAUUGCCGGUGGUUGGGUAUAGAGUCCUGAUCCCCGGAGCUGUCCUCUUGGACAAGGGACGAAGGGACCACAUCUACCAAGAGGCUCUCGGAAAUGGCUCCUGAAAGCCAUGGAGAAGACUGAGAUUCUUCAUAUUGUACAGUGACAUUUUGACACAAAUAGAAGUCAUUCGAAUCAUUUUAGUGAAAGAACACAAGGAGUUAGAGUUUGUGAGACUGCGUCCUGCUCGUGAAAGGUGAAACUGUCCAGUCAAUGUCUGAUCGAUGUCGGUUGCCCAGUGUUGGUAGUGAUUAUUAAACUUCCUGGAGGUACAAUGUUACUGAAAUCAAGCCUCUGCUUCCCCUACCCUUAUUUAUGUUUUGUGCUAUCACUUCCGCUUGGUGUGAGAAAGACCAGAUCUCUGCCAGGGCAUGCAGUCCCUUCAAAGCCUUUGCCUGUGUUUCAGCCAUAAGUCACAAAGAUAUUAGUGAUUUAAGAGGACAAGAGAGUGGGAAAGGUGUACAAACAGCUGCCUUCGUCAAAGGACAACAAGAAUUGUAAUUUAAACGUGAAAUGAAGUCCUAGAAUAUUCUGAAACAGACUUACAUAGGAAUACAGGAGUAAAUGUUUAGAGACAAAUAUUUGAGGCGCUUUUAAUAAGUGUAGCAAAAAUACAUUUGCAUAAGUAAUGGGUUGUGUGAAAUGCGUGUAUAUGUUUGUUCAGCAAAGCCCAAAACCGAGCGUGAUCUCGGAACUAGCAGCAGCAGCAGCCCUGGGAUGUGUGUGUGUGUGUGUGUGUGUGUGUGUUCGCGCUCGCGUUGUGUUUAUUCCAGUGAUGUUACUUCUUCAUGCCCCUGAAUCCCUAGCGCUCCGACUGUCCAGAUGGUUCCAGCCUUUCCUGUCGUUUCUGCUGUCAUUAGAGUGAUCCGUAUCUGGCCAAGUGAUGUACAUUGUCGUGUUGGUCUGGUGUACAUUUAUUUGGUGUUAAGAAAUGAUCAGACUGAAUCAACUACUUGCUUACCCUGCAAAGCCUUUGAUUUGACUUAGCUGGGACAUCUGGCCUGUUUGGGGUUUAAUUUUUUUUUUGUAAUUCACGAAUAGGAAAAAGGAAGAAGUGUUCUAUUUGUUUGGUAUUGCCGAUCCUUAAACACCCAUCUUCACCGUGGUGGCUGUUCUCGACGAGGGCUCUGAUUUUAAGAUUUUUGCCUACGUAGUGGAAUUUGAUAUCAAAAGAUCCACCAACAAAAUCUGAACUGGAACAACCAGUUAACCCCUCUCAGCUUCUCCUUCAAGCCAAGCUUUAUAGGAACUUAUUCCCUACGUGGUGUUCAGCUUUUUAUUUUUUAACGUCCAAUUUUAUAAGAUGUUAUGCAUGCGGACGCAGCAUUGUGCUCAUUGUAUAAGUCGCCCCAAACUCAUUUUCAACUCCGUAUGUAUGGUGGUGAAGAAAUAUCAAUCUGUGUGUUCGUACCUCUCCUGAUCAACUGUAAAUGACAAAUCUUUUCAUUAAUUUUUAAAUGAGAUAUAUUUACUCUGGCUAGUAGUUAAAUUUUUCUUCUUUUUAUUAUAUUUCAGUGCUACUGUUUUCUACUGAUUCCAAAGCUUACCUUGGGGAAUAUUUCUUAUUUCUAAGUUGCUGUAUUGUUCUUAUUUCUAAAUUUAUCUGUAAUCCUGGAAUGUUAGAACUGAAAGGGACCAACCUCUCAUUUUACACAUGAGGCCCAGAAAGGUCAAAUAACUUACACAAGGUCAUGUAUACAGUAGCAGGGUCUGGCCUCAAUCCCAGGUCUCCUGCCUCUGGGGCCAGUGUGUUUGCGUUUAAAGCACUGCAUUUAGAGAUAACCCACAGCUGGCUUCUACUUUUACAACAUAUGAAUUUCCCGGAUAGUUCAGUGAACUAAUUAUCUAUGCUUUAAUGGAAAAUGCUCAAAAUUUCUUUAGUUGAAUCUGAAGACAAAUCUCAUUUUCAAUUUAGAAACAAAAUUCAUUUCCCCUCCAAAUUCAGUAUAUAUUCCCUACUUUGUAUAUGUUUUCCCUAAGAGAUGUUUGAAAAUGAAUUUCUGUAGAUCAAAUUCCAGUUUUUGGUAAAAAAAAAAAGUCUCUUAUGUGGGGGAAUCUUCUGGUGACUUCUUUUGAAAAACAAAGAGUCCAAUGUCCCCUAAUGCCUCUACUUCUUUUUAGUGUGAACUUUUGUAAUUGGUAUUUACUUAAAGUAGGGAAAACCGACAUAGGCUUUCCUAGAAUCUACUUUAUCCUUCCCUUCUUAAACUUUAUGAGGUACUUUCAGGCUGUUAGAUGCUCAUGAGGUCUUUAGUUGUGUUCUAGAAACUUCACCUAGCUCGAUGUUAUGUCAAUCCCUGGGCUCAAACUCCAUCUCCAUCUUAUCCGAAAAUAAUAGAAUUCCCUAAUCAAUACUGAGCUCUGCAUGCACUCUCUUUUCUGGAACAUUUUUUGCCCAGUGUGACUCUCUCUUUAGCUAUUUUUGGGCCUUCUUUUAUGGCUCAUGCAUACCUUAUUAUUCGUGGAACUGCAGGCGGUGUCCCUUUAGGGCCCUGCCAGUCAGUUGGAGUGGUAUUUCCAGUUAUUUCCAUUGUUCCCUUGUUUCUACUGGACCUCCUCUGGUUUCCAUUUUCAGGAAUGCUCAGAGAUUAGUGGGAUCUCAACCCGAAGGGUUGACACACUUUUUUGGUAAAGGGCCAGAGAGUAAGUAUUUUAGGUUUUGGGGGGCCACAUGUGGGCUUGCUGCCUUCCCAUCUAAUUACUACACUGUCACACCAGUCGGCACAGAAGUGGGUGGAGGAGGGCUGCGUAUGUCAACCCAUGAAUCUUUAGAAGGGUGCUCUUCAUCAUGGUGUUUUUCUCUCUCUCUCUCUGUCUCUAUCUUUCUCUCUCAGUGACUAUCUUGGUGUAGAAACCCUCAUUCAUUUUUCCAGACCUCCCGUCCUAGUUAUCCAAUGUGCCUCUACUUCCUCAAGUUUAGGGUAAACUGGCAGGGAAGAAUGGAUUUCUGAGUUUUCUUAUUUCUUUUGCUCCAUCACUGGUCUCCCAAACCGUGGCUGGGCACCCCUGCCCUGGGUCAUCUGGCCUGCCCUGCCCCAUAUUACCAUUAUGAGUUUAGGGCUGUCUCUGGAAAGUCUGGUGGCCCAGGUUGUGAAGUUCCAAUCCAGUCUACAAUUUCCUAGGAAAAUCACCAGCCCUCUUGGUCCCCAUGGCUGGUUUUAAAACCCAGAAUGUCCGUGUGUCCAUUUUCUAUAAUUCCAUUUGGAUCUGUUCUAUAUUUAGGCCCAGCAAGAAAACCAACAAGGUAUAAAAAGUAUUCUGCUCCCACAGUGUUUACCUGCCUCAACCCCUUGCCUCUUGGGUUCCCAGUUCCAAGGGGGAUGGACUCCUUGGGAUGCCCAGUGCAGCCUCCCCCCCCCCCAGCAAACAUGUGACACACCACCACCUCCUGUUUUCUGAACCUUUAAAAAGAUUCCCUAGGGGUGCCUGGCUGGCUCAGUUGGUAGAGCAUACGACUCUUGAUCUUGGGGUUGUGAGUUCAAGCCCCUUACUGGGCCUAGAAUUUACUUUUAAAAAGAAGAAGAAGAAGGAGAAGAAGACUCCCUAAAGCUUCUUCACAACUCUCUCCAUCUCAUGCCCAUCUCUACCUCUCAUGCUACUUGGAAGUCUAAACCUCAGAUUCACAUUUUCCCAUUUGCUCACAUAAGCCUUGAGGGGCAUGAAUGAGGAAGGCGUGUGCCUGUGCAUGUGAGCAUAGUUUCUCCACUGAGACUGUGAAGGCCCCGUUGACUAAGUCUCUCUCUGUCUCUCUCUCUCUCUCUUUCACACAUACGCACACACACACCAUGUGCAUAAGCACACACUCCAUCCAGUGUUCUCAUCAGGUCUCUGGUCCAGCUCUACGUCUGGUCAACGAGAAGGGGAUGGUUGGGGCUCCAGUGGCAUUUCCCUUUUUCUUGUCUUUUGAAUACUUCUUUCUGCUGGUUUGCGCUUGCUUCUCUUAGGAAGCCAUUAGAAGAAACUCCUCUGUGACAAUUGUGGACAGGCUGACAUACAGAGUGCUAGAACUUUCAUUCAAUAGGCACUCGGUCACUCAGACAUACCUCUGAGGCUGGAGUUUUUCCUAUCGAAGCAAAUUGCUUUUUAGGACCUUUCUACUUGCUUCCUGUCAUUUGAGCCCAGGGGUCUCCCCCAUUACUAGAAACUAAGUUUUUAAAAAGUCAGAGGCAUGAGCGAGUACCUUUCAGGAUCUCCCUAUGUGAAAGCAUCUGCAAAACAGUUUCUUCCCACCUUUGGUUUAAGAUUGCCAGACUGAGGAGAGGAACCAGGCUUAUACCUUGAUCUCUAAGGCAGGAAAAGAACUAUGCACCUGCCGAAAGCAAAAUAAGGAAGGAGGAUUGACUAGUCCUACCGUGCAUAGUCAGGAGACAGACUUUUGUCACGUCCACAUGCAGUGCUUACUAAAUGCCAACAACGCACUUAAGAAAAAUAAGGAAGACUGGAAUUUACAGACCAAUGUCCUAAACUGGAAGGUGGAGAUAAGGCCAUUCCCCCAGUAAAGAGACAGUGUCCCUGGAUAAAAAUUUCAGGAAGCGGCAGAAACUAGGAGAGAUCAACAUCCCAGUCUUUUUUAGAAUUCUAACACACAAUGGAAGGAAGCCCUCUGCGGGGAGAUAAGACAAAGGGUUUUUCUUGUCUUUCUUUUCUUUUUCUUUUCUAUCUUUCUCUCUUUCUUUUAAGCAUUCCAUACUGGGUUGCUACCAGCAAUUGAAGCGUAUUCUUUAUAUAGCUAGAGCUGUUUGUGUCUUCUCAAAAUAAAUUGUUUCUGUUAAAAAUCA
Molecule: messenger RNA, 12552 nt
Organism: Lutra lutra (Eurasian river otter)
Lineage: Eukaryota; Metazoa; Chordata; Mammalia; Carnivora; Mustelidae
Gene: NHSL2
Product: NHS like 2
Exons: 8
Biological process (GO): cell differentiation
Source: RefSeq, a predicted model, not a curated record